CCUUAUAAUUCUGAGAUGAGAAGAGUUAGCAAAAAGAGGGACUUGGGUUAUAUUGAUGUUGUUAGCAAUUCCCAGAAGUCAGGACCACUCCGGGGAAUGGAGUGGAGAGGGUCCCUUAAUACCUUCUAGGUUGCUUUCCCAAAGGAGCAGAAGGGAACUCUGGACAAGAUAGGAGUCAAGGAGAGGUUAGCAAAAAGUUGCUAUUUAGGUUUAUUUUUCCUUUCCUUUUCUUUUCUUUUCUUCCAAAAUGGGUUAAGUUUCUGGAAUUAUCCCCAGUGUUUCAGGUAUUUUUCUUGCCAUCUUAAAAUGACUAAUUGUCAAACUACUAUUUAAUCAUUGCUUUCAAAACUUUGAGAAUCUGAUAAGAUAUUAUUUUAAUUUUAAUUAGCUAACUUUAUUUCUGUAAUUGGCCAGACCUGUAGUCCACUGAAAAACUGUUAGGCUUUUAAAGAAAUUUUUCCAGCAUUCUAACUAUAGAAAUUUUUUUUUUUUCAUGCUGGUUGCAUUUUAAAUCUUUCCUGGGAACAAAAUCUAGCUCACAGAACAAAUGUGACACAGAUUUUCUACACAAAGAUAUAGAUAUAAACAAAAUGACAUGAAAGAGAACUGUUCCAUCUUUACCAAAAGUCAUAAAAUUUUGCCAAAACCUAUCCUAUAGCACUUCAUCUUCUUUGGUGUCCCAGAGAAGGUGAGAGGGUGGCAAAGUUAAUUUUCCCAAAAAUUGCAAAAUUUCCCAGUCUGGGCAUCCCAGUCGAGGAAAAUUUACUGAGAAUAGAGCUUAUGACAAGCCAGACAAGCCUUCUUCCAAUGGCUUGGGGUAUACCAGCUAUAGGUUUAAGGGAGAAAAAAAUUGGGAGACUUACCUUGACAAGGAAAGAAUCAAGCCAGGGGAAGUCACACUUUCCCCAUAUUGGGCCAUCAAAUGUUUAGGUUGGGAAAGGGGACUCCAAAAGUUUGGAAUGUCACACAAACCAGUGUCACAAGGUAUUUGAAAAGAAUUUGCAGGCUUGAACCCAUAUCCAAAUCAAGGGACAAAGUUUAUUAUAAUUGUGAUGCCAAUUGUAGCAGACUAAAUUCCAAAAGAAAUUAGCAAGGGACCUAAGAGCAUAGGAUAGAUUUUUAAGGCAAAAUUGGUCAGAGCUUCAUGCUACUUAUUUGCUAAUUUUAUAGAUAGGUUUGAGGGGUAGUCUUAUUUACUAUUGUCUCAGGAAUUUGGUUAUUGCUGACCAUUAGAUUAUCUAUCUGACAACUGGUAAUGUUUGUAGCACUAUUCUAAGGCCAGAAGACUUUGAAAUCAUUGAUAGAUUGUUAGAACAAGAGCACUUAGGUCAAAGUGUUUCAGGAUUACUAAUAUAUCUUUCCUAAAAUCCAAGGGAAGAAAUAUUAUUACAUUUCUAGGCCAGAGGACUUCCUCUUAGGUCAGAGGGCUUUAGGAUUAGUAAUCCUCUACAAUUGUUGACAGACAGGAUUGUUAGAAUAGGAGCACUCCUAGGUCAGAUUACAUUACUAGAAAGACUGUGUCUGAAGAAAGGAUAAUAAUGCCACAUUGGUCUGAAUACAGGUUGUAUUUUCCCUCAUACCUGGAGACCUAGUUCCUAUCCCCAGCCAAUCAGAGAGAAAAAGGUAAGACUAAGGACCAACCCUGAGGGCAGUAAGGGGCUACUGAGAUCAUUAUGGCCUCAGCUACUUCCCUAACCACCCUGGAAGAUGAAGUCAAUUGCCCCAUCUGCCAAGACAUUCUGAGAGAACCUGUUACCAUUGACUGUGGCCACAACUUCUGUCGGGGAUGCCUUACACGCUACUGUGAAAUCCCUGGUCCUGGUCCUGGUGAGCAACCCACCUGCCCCCUCUGCAAGGAUCCCUUCUGUCCUGGAGGACUCCGGCCUAAUUGGCAACUGGCUAGUGUUGUGGAAAACAUCGAGAAGCUAAAGUUGGCACCUCCUUCAGGCCUGGAAGAGGACCUCUGUGAAGAACAUGAGGAAAAAAUUUACUUCUUCUGUGAAGAUGAUGAAAAGCAGUUGUGUGUGAAGUGCCGGGAAGCCCUGGAGCACAGGACCCACACUGUGCGUUUCCUGAAAGAUGCAGCCGAUCCUUACAGGGAACAAAUCCAUAGUUGUCUAGAAUCUUUGAAGAAUGAGAGAGAAAACAUUCAAGGAAUCCAGUCCAGGGAAGAUCAAAGAAUCCAGAUCUUAUUGACUCAGGUGGCCACCAAGAGAAAAAAGGUCAUCUCAGAAUUUGAGCAUAUGUGCCAGUUUCUGGAGAGGCAGCAAUACUUAAUUUUGACCCAGCUGGAAGAAUUGGAUGGAGACAUUUUGAAGCAGAAGAAUGAGUUCGAAUCCCUUGUCCAGAGUGAGAUCUCCCGUUUUAAUGCUUUGAUAUCAGAAUUGGAGGAAAAACUCAAGCACCCAGAAAGAAAACUGCUGAAAGACAUCAGGAGUACCCUGUUCAGAUGUGAAACUAGAAAGUGCAAGAAACCAGAAGCUGUGUCACCUGACUUGGGGGAGAGGAUCCGGGAUUUCCCUCAACAGGCCUUUCAACUGCAGAGGGAAAUGAAGAUGUUUCUAGAAAAACUACUCUUUGAACUGGACUAUGAACCAGCUCAUAUACUUUUAGAUUCCGAGACAUCACAUCCCAAGCUCCUCCUAUCAGAAGAUCACCAGCGGGCCCAGUUUUCCUACAAAUGGCAGACCUCACCAGACAGUCCACAACGUUUUGACAGGGCCAUCUGUGUCCUAGCCCAAGUUGGAUUUGUGGGAGGGAGGCACACAUGGGUGGUAACUGUGGACCUGGCUUAUGGGGGUAGCUGUACCAUGGGUGUGGUGAGCCAGAAUGUCCGACGGAAAGGAGACCUCAGGCUUAGGCCAGAGGAAGGGAUAUGGGCACUGCGACUGGCCUGGGGUUUUGUUUCAGCCUUGGGCUCCUUCCCUACCAGGCUGUCCUUGGAAGAGAAUCCCAAGCAAAUCCGUGUCUCCCUUGAUUAUGAGGUGGGCUGGGUGACAUUUAGCAAUGCUACCACUCAAGAGCCCAUCUAUACCUUCACUGCCUCUUUCACUGGGAAGAUCUUUCCUUUCUUUGGGCUCUGGGGUAGAGGAUCCAGUUUCUCCUUGAGUCCUUGAGAGGGAAAAGACCCUCUGGUGAGUGAGGUUGGGGUAAAAGGGGUCAAGAGUGUGUCACAUAUAAGCUUGGUCUUACACUUGUGAAAUGGGGGAGAUUAUGUCCUAGGUCACAAGUGAAUAGCAAAAGAGGAAUUUUAACCUUGCAAAUCUACUAAUGACUCCUAGACAUUUUCCAUUGUCCUUUCCAGAGAGGCUCAGGUCAUGGCUAUUCUCCCUCCUAAACCAAGCUAGAGAAUUUCAAAUCAUUCCCCCAAGCCUACCUGUGACAGGGCAGUCAGGAGUUUAGUGGUGCCAUCCUAUGUACCCAAUAGUCCCAGACCCCACUGAUUGCCAUUCUGGAUGGAGACAACCUGAGAAGAAGAUAGGGCAAAGAACCUUGUCCAAGACUGAUGAGCUGAGAAUAUGAAACCAAAUGCUUUUGUCUUUCUUGCUUAUCCUUUUACCUCUGUGCCAGAAUCACACAUCCCUUGGGGAUAUUUAUUCUGUCUCUUACUCUCUUCCACCCUUGAGCUACUUACCAGCUAAUGCCAAUGAAAGGAAAUAGUGAGGAGAAUGAAUCAAAGAUGAUCAAGUGGUAGGAUAAGGGAAACCAUUUGUGAAAUCCUGAAUAUAGCAAGGGUUUGUGUUUUAAGAUUUAUGAACUCCAGACAAUGAAUGGCAAAUGAAUUCAACUUUUUUUUUUUUUUCCUAACCUGGACAGUAAGGGUUAUCCAAGGGGAAGGGAGGAAGGGAGAUGGAAAAAUUCAGAGUAGAAGAAGAUCAGCAGUGGGAAUAGGAUUGAGUUGAAGUAGUGAGAGAACUUUGAGAAAUGGGCUUCCCUAUGGGAUUCUGGAAAGGGGUUGUAACCACAUGUGAAAUGUGUGCAGAGUAAUAGUGACUCCCAAAAAUCUGCUUCACUCUUAUAUAUGGGCUAACAUUUUACUGCAUGAGUUGAUAGGAAAUAGAAUAAUCAUUAGUUUUGUCAUCUUUGAUUUCAAGAGGGAUUUGAGUACUAUAGCAUAAGGAACUUCCUAGUUAGAAGAACUGAGGAAGUUAAGUGAUAUCUUUGCUUUCAGUGUAUCCAUCUAUAGUGAUUUUACUAGGCUCUUAUUUAGAGAUGAAUAUACAUGAGAUGAUCCAGCAAUAACAGAAUCUACCUCUGUUGAUAGUGAAGAUGGAUUCUGAUUAAUUUUGACUCUCCGUAGUCUACAAGUAGCUAGUCCUCUCAGUUUCUUCUUUCUAUUUAAAGUCAGUUCACAAUUAUCCAAUUUUGAUUUAUUUGUAGCAAAUCUUAUUUAUAUUAUUAUUUAUUUGUUUAACUGCCUUUAUUAAAGCAUUCACUCAUAUUGCAAACUCUAUAAAGCACAGUUUUACAGAAGAAACUGAGCUGUUUUGUCCAGUAAGUGUCCAAGGUCACAUUCAAACUCAGGUCUCUCUGACUCCUGAUCUGGUGCUCAAUCCACUGAAUCACUUUGGACUAGAGUGGGAGGGGCCUGAUGGAGGCUAGAGAUGGAGCUAAUCAAUUAAGAGACUACAUGUUGUAAUCCAGGAAGGAGGAAACAAGAUUAAACAAGGUUGAUAUUAGUGGCAAUUGAAAAGAGGGCAAGUGUUGAAAAGAUAGGGGAAGAAGGAAUUGACUUGAGUUGGAAACUAAUUGGAUGAGCAUCAGAGUAGAGAUGAGAGCAGGAUGCUGUCACACAUGUCAAGCAGCUAUUUCCUCCAGACCAGACCUAAACAAUAACAACAAUAGCAACAACAUAACUCUCAAUCUCUCCUCUUCUAACAGGCAGGGAAGAAGUGAGCUGCCAAUAUGCAAGUCAUGUUCAGGCUGCAACUUUGACUCCAUUUAAGGGAAUGCUGUCCAUUCCAUGAUGAAUAAAGAAAGGUGAAGUCAGAAUGAGAUAAGAAAUUGGCAGCUUUCCAGCUCUUUGUGAGUCAGUUCUCCCUUGGGGGUUUUCUUUGUGUAAUAAUAAUAUUAAUAAUAAUAAUGACUAUGAUGAUGUAAGAUUAUCCAACUGUACCAGUGUAUGUAGAACAUUAAAUAUAAAAGAAAACUAGAAAGCAAUUUAUCAUUCUAUAUGAAUUUCCACUGAAGAAGAGAAUGAGAAAAAAAUAAUUUAAAAAAUAACUCACAUUUAUAUAGCAGUUUGAGGUUUGUAAAACACUUUCCUGACAGCACCCUUGUGAUAACAUAUGUAUAUAACAAGUAUUUUUGUAACUAUUUUACAGAUUAGGAAACAGAAACCUAGAGAGAGUAAAGUAAUUUGCUUAGGGUUAAUGUAACUAGUAAGGGCUGAAGUCAGGUUUUCUGUCACCCAAAACAGUAUUUAUUCCAUUAAGAAAUGUUAUUUUUGUUGGGAUAUACCCAGGACAUCAAUAUACCCAAGUUCUUAAAUAAGGUCAAAACUGCAUCUAGUAGUCAAAGAAAAAUGAAUUUGAAUUUACAUCAUUUUGUAUUAUUUUCUUCCUGGUGGUUUUUAUUGCUUUCAGUUAUAGGGAUUAAAUAGACUAAGUACUAUUUAUAGUUCUAUCAUUAGCUGUACAGUUUCUUGUUUUAAGCAGUUCAAUUUGGAAUGGUCAAGUCCAGGUAAAUGAAUUCAUGCUCAUCACAAAGAUGAUCUCUGGUAAGGAGAAAAAAUAUUUGGACCCAGAGCAUAGGCCUCGAGAGUUUUAAAUGACUUGCCUAUGUUUAUACAGUGUUAGAAGUAGAAGUAGAACUUAGGACUUUCUGACUUUAAAUCCAUCCCUUCAUUUUUGUCAUGCUGCCAUAACAGAGAGUUUUAUUUCAAUGCAUCCAGAAUCAGAGUCAAUAAAUAUCCAUGAUAGGUCUAUUAUGUGUCAGUAACUGUGCCAAGCACUAGGGAUACAAAGAAAGGCAUAAGCCUUUAGGAAGCUUAUAAUCUAAUAUUGGAAAACAACAAAUAAAAAGAAGCUGAAAGGGGGCAAGGAAGGUAGUAUGGGGACACAAUUAAGUCCUACAACUAGCUUAAUUGUGGUGUUUUUCUUCUUUAAAAUAAAACUAUAAGAUGGUUCUCUCUGGGAGAAUAGGUUUCUCGGGGGAGGUUUUCUUGGAGGCAGCCUUAGUAUCAGUUCAGAUCAAUAAUUACUCCAAAUGCAGCCAGCUGGUAAAAAUACAAACGUUUAUUUCUCCUUCCAAGUCUUGUCUCUUUCCUUGGGCCUGGAUAGCUAGAUUCUUAGAGGCCUAUCUUUCUGCUCGGUUCUGAGAGCUCCUGCAGCUUUGUCCUUUGUCUCUGCUCCCUUCAGCCUCCAGCCAGCACAAAGAUGAAUCUGUCUCUUUUGCCUUCUGAAGUAAUUCUCUCCUGGCUCUAGCUCAACUCCGACUUGUGGCUUCUUCUGACUUGACGCUCCCCUCUCCAUGUAAUUCAGCUGAAUUCUGUCCGAGAGCCUCUGUCUGUUUCUUAUAUAUGAGAGAGAGGAAUUGUGGGAUAUCUCCCAGCGUGCUCUCUGGCCCUAAGAGCUUCAAGGGAGGUGUGAAUUCACAAAGUAAUCUGAUAUAUUAUAUAUGUUUAAAUAUAUGUUAAAUCCAAUAUAUAUAUAUAUAAACAUAUUUGUACAAUUAUCUUGCUGCACAAGAAAGGUCAGAUCAAAAAGGAAAAAAAUGAACAAGAAAUCAAAAUGCAAACGAACAAAAAGAGUGAGAAUGUUAUGUUAUGAUCUGUAAGGGGUUGCCAACCCUCAGAUAUCUUUGGACAACCCACACGGAACGUGAUUCAAGUAAACUGAGGGCGUUGCUGUAAGGGUUGAACAAGAAGAGGCUGGGAGGAAGGAGCCCCACACCUGUGGACAACAACGUGGAGCUAAGCAGAAGGAGCCUUGCCCCUGCUGACUACAUGGCAUGUCUGAUAUGGGCAUGAGAUGGACAUGACAGAUUGGCUUAGAGAGCUCUUGCUAUGCUGAUGUAACUAAGGCUUUAAGGCUGCUGGUAGAAGCUGGAAUAAACGGAGUUUGCAUCA
Messenger RNA from Antechinus flavipes (yellow-footed antechinus), 7069 nucleotides. It is a transcript of the gene TRIM10, whose product is annotated as tripartite motif containing 10. Gene Ontology annotation, molecular function: zinc ion binding; protein binding. The record is from RefSeq and is a predicted model, not a curated record. Bases 1674 to 3116 code for a protein of 480 amino acids. Lineage: Eukaryota; Metazoa; Chordata; Mammalia; Dasyuromorphia; Dasyuridae. The transcript has 8 exons.